GUCCAGAUUUAUGCAAGUGCAAGGGUCAACCUUACAAAAGACCUACAACUUCGAGCGAAUCUGGCUGAAUUUGAAACUUAACCCCCACACCAAGUGGUCUAGCGCGGUGAGUGAGUUAUUAAUGGACCUUUCAUCAUCUUCUUCUUUCAAGGUUGUUACGGUCGCUAUUAUUACCCACAGAGCUAUAUGAGGAGUCCAGCCCCCCCAAACCUCGACAAGUGUACCAAGUGCUGGAUCAAUCAUCAUGCCUUCCAGGGCUUUUACCUAUUUCUACACCGCGUACACGCUCGUCACCGCCCCGGUAUGGCUGGCGGCCGCGGCGAUUUACAACAUCCCAAAAUUCCUCCGGCCCAAUGCUGCUUGGUCAUGGAAAACUGCCUUUACGUCCAGUCAAUGGACUGUGACAAUGAAUUAUUUGACGACUAUCCAGAAAGCCUGGCCAAAAUCACUGGAAGCAGGCCCAUUGGGGAAUCAAUUCAUUGUGCUCAACCCCCAAAAGACCAUCACCACGAAGACCAAAGAAGGCGAAGAAUCAACUCAAUCCGAAGUCUACAAGGGAAUCACUUGCUCAGUACCGGGAGUGGAGCCCCUACCCGUUGGGGCUGUCUGGUUCCCGGAGGCCCCAGCUGAACCUCCACGGCGACUCAUCAUUCACUUCUACGGGAGUGCCUAUGUGAUGUUCGGUAGUCGUCCCGGGGAAACUGGCGAAGUAGGUAUCAAUGAACUCAGUAAAAUGUCCGGAUGGCCAGCGCUUGCCAUUCAAUAUCGCUUAUCUCGGGAUAAGAAAACCACAUUCCCUGCGGCACUCCAGGAUGGAAUCACUGCCUACGUUUAUGCUCUCGAGGUACUUAAGAUCCCAGCAUCUCAGAUCGUAUUCGCUGGCGACUCGGCAGGCGGCAAUCUCGUCGUGGCACUGCUCCGCUACAUCAACGAGGAGAACCCGGCGCUUCCGUUGCCUCGCUGUGCAUUUUUGUCGUCUCCUUGGGUCGACCUGAGCACUAAAUCCAUUGAGAAUGUGCCCCGGAACCGCAAUUACAACGCCGACUAUGUCACACAGGAUUUUCUUGACUGGGGCCGGAAGGCCUACACACCUGAGGGGUGGGAUAGCAGUAACUCCUGGAUUACAUUUCUAGGAAACGAGACUCAGCUGGGUAUUCCGGUCUUUGUCAAUGCUGGUACAUCGGAAGUCCUUUAUGAUGAUAUCAUGAAGUUUGCAGAGAACUUGAGGAAGAAGGGUAAUGAGGUUGAAGUGCUCGAAACUCCUAACUCAUGCCAUGUUCCUUAUCGGCUUGGUAAGGAUUGGGACCUAGAAGAAGAGCAGGCUAUUUGCUUGGCGACUAUGUCUAAAUUUCUUGAGAAAACCGGUGCUUGAGUGGGCAGCUAUAUAUACAUCUUUUCGAAGCGCUCGAGAUAGACCCGUCACCUGAUCGAAAUACAUUAUCUACACGAGUUAGAAUAUUUGUGCAACACCUUAUGUCUCCAGUCUUUACGGAAUCCAUGCAACCUUGGAAAC
Aspergillus welwitschiae is the source of this 1513-nucleotide messenger RNA. Its product is annotated as Alpha/Beta hydrolase protein. The transcript has a single exon. The coding region runs from base 245 to 1372 and encodes 375 amino acids. Gene Ontology annotation, molecular function: hydrolase activity. The record is from RefSeq and is a predicted model, not a curated record. Lineage: Eukaryota; Fungi; Ascomycota; Eurotiomycetes; Eurotiales; Aspergillaceae.